Phytophthora infestans T30-4 is the source of this 225-nucleotide messenger RNA. RefSeq lists its product as uncharacterized. The coding region runs from base 1 to 225 and encodes 74 amino acids. The record is from RefSeq and is a predicted model, not a curated record. The transcript has 3 exons. NCBI's taxonomy places the organism in Eukaryota, Oomycota, Peronosporomycetes, Peronosporales, Peronosporaceae.
AUGCGGUAUCUGAAACCGCUGUGGCCUCGCCGCUACUCGUGGACGUCCGAUGAAGACGCCACCUCACAAGUGCUCGGCGCGUCUUCAUCGGACGUCCGCGAGCAGUGCUUUGCAGCACGCAAUAACCCUCCUCGUACUGCGGAUCAUCAUGUGCUGGAUAUGAAUCUAGCUGUUAUGGUCUAUCUCAAAUGGGGCAGACCCGACGACGACCCCUCACCGCCGUAG